GCCCUUACCGCAGCGGCCGAGAAGUACCAGAACCUGAAGAUCCAUUUUCAUCACAAGUUGAAGACCGCCGAUCUGGAAGAGGGCACCCUCGUCUUCGAGGACACGAAGACGGGCUCGGACGUGACGAGAGAGGCGAACCUGAUCGUGGGAUGCGACGGGGCGUACUCGGCGGUCAGGCGUCAGAUGACGAAGAGGCCGAUGUUCAACUACAGUCAGGAGUAUAUCCCGCACGGAUACCUGGAGCUCUGCAUCCCUCCGGCCUCCAAUGGCGAUUUUGCCAUGGAGAAGAAUUAUCUUCACAUUUGGCCUCGGGGGAAGUUCAUGCUGAUUGCGUUGCCCAAUCAGGAUCAUUCUUGGACCGUGACCUUGUUCAUGCCCUUUCAAUUCUUCAGCGAGAUCAAGGACUCCGAGGACCUCAUCGAAUUCUUCGGCAACAAUUUCCCCGACUCCAUUCCGCUGAUCGGGAAGGAGAAACUCGUGAAGGAUUUCUUCCGGGUCGGGCCUUCGCAUCUCAUAACCGUGAAG
Molecule: messenger RNA, 525 nt
Organism: Darwinula stevensoni
Lineage: Eukaryota; Metazoa; Arthropoda; Ostracoda; Podocopida; Darwinulidae
Source: the annotation of a GenBank genome assembly